This is a messenger RNA of Microthlaspi erraticum, 2190 nucleotides long. The record is from the annotation of a GenBank genome assembly. NCBI's taxonomy places the organism in Eukaryota, Viridiplantae, Streptophyta, Magnoliopsida, Brassicales, Brassicaceae.
AUGUCGUCUUCUUCCAGAUUCUGCUUCAACCGCGAAUGUUCUGAGUUCAACCUCAAGCAUUACCGUCCUGGUUGGCGUCUCCGUACUGGCGAUUUCGCCGACCUCUGUGAUCGUUGCGCCUCUGCUUACGAGCAAGGAAAGUUUUGUGACAUCUUUCACCUGAGGGCUUCUGGAUGGAGGUGUUGUGAGUCAUGUGGAAAGAAAAUUCACUGUGGUUGUGUUGUUUCUACAUCCAACUUUAUAUUGCUGGAUGCUGGAGGAGUUGAGUGCUUGGCUUGCGCAAGAAAAAAAUUUGCUUUGGGACCCAAAUUUUCGACACCACCAUCCUAUCUUUUCCAGUCUCCAAUUGCUCAGAAGUUCAAGGACUUGUCUAUCAAUUGGAGUUCUUCAACCGGGCCAAAUCAGAUGAACUUCCGGCCUCCUAGUUUUUUAGGACGUCCUGUUCUGCAAUUUGAUCUGCUUAAUCGUCGAGAUAAUUAUGAAUUUAGUCAACCUACUUCUAAAGACAAGGCUACUGCAUAUUCCGCAGAGAAAAAAAGGGGAACUAAUGACUUGAUGGGGAUAUUAAUGGGUGACAACUCGAAAUGUCAUACAAGCGACAUACUUAAUUAUCAGAAAGCAGGACCUGAUUUUAAAGUACCACGCCCAAACGUCAAUGUAUAUCAUCCACUGAUCUCAUUAAAGGAGGGUCCGUAUGGGACACAGCGUGAUUUUCCUGUGCCAAUUACAACACCAAUUCAGACGAAUGGACACUCGGGACUAGAUGGAAGUAAUUUAUGGCAUACACCUAAAGCAGACUUGAAUGGUGGAGCAGACUUGCCAUUCGGAAGCAAGAGUUGGAAUUCGAGGACUCAUGUUGAUACUCCAGGAAAAUAUCAGGUUGUUCCACGAUAUUGGCCUAAGGUUUCAUACGAAAGUCAAGUUCUGCAGAAUCCAUUCAAAGAAUCUGAAUCCGUUGUCACUCCCCUCUUCGAGAAGAUACUGAGUGCAAGUGAUACUGGACGAGUUGGGCGGCUGGUGAUACCAAAGAAGUUUGCAGAGGCUUUCUUGCCCCGAAUUACCACCACUGGAGGUGUGCCUCUCAAGGUACAGGACUCAAUGGGUAAAGAGUGGACAUUUCAGUUUCGCUUUUGGCCCAACACCAAUAGUAGACUGUAUGUUCUAGAGGGAGUAAAUCCAUGCAUACAGAGCAUGCAGCUUCAGGCUGGUGAUACAGUCAUAUUUAGUCGAUUGGAUCCAGAAGGGAAGCUAAUCAUGGGAUUCAGAAAGGCUUCGGUUCCUCAAUCAUCUGAUCAGGAAACUGACUCAACGCAUAACAAUCGUGACAGUUGCACAAACGGAGAUGCUGAACCAGUUGAUGCGGAUUCACCAUCUAAAGAAACUACAGAAUUUUCUUCCGGAAAGAAGAAAAGCAGCAUGAUGAUUACAAGAAGAAGCAAACGUCAAAAAAUUAAAAAGGGAGACCACAAUGAGCUAAUGCUAACAUGUGAAGAAGCUCAAGGAUUUAUGUUGCCUCCUCCCAACUCCACUCCAUCUGUAAUUAAGAUCGAGGGUUUUGAGUUUGAGGAGUAUGAGGAUGCCCCAAUCAUCGGCGAGCCAAUUACAGGAUCAGCAUGGUCUGGAGAUCAAGAACUCCUAGCUGACGAUCACGAUGAGAAAGCCAUGGAGGAAACUAAAGGAGUCUUGAUGUCACCUAAUGCAACCACAAAGCACCCACGGCAUAGAAGUGGCUGCACUUGCAUCGUUUGCAUACAAUCCCCAAGUGGGAAAGGUCCCAAACACGACCGAUGCUGUUCUUGCUCGAUCUGCGAUACGGUCAAGCGACGUAGGCGUUCUCUGUUGCUACGGAGAAAGAAGAAGAAGCAGAUAGAGAAAGAAAACAAAGCAAAAGAGAAGCUGGAGUCACAAAAGAAACUUCACCAAUCUGCUAACAACAGUAGAAACACCAGUAAGCUCCACAAGAAUCAUGCUUCUGCUUUGAAAGCCCAGAUAGAUUUGAAUUUCCAACCAGAGAAAGACGAAGAAUCUCUGCCUGGCUCUAAUGCAAGUACCGAGAACAAGUCUCUGCAUCAUGAUGACACUAGCUUCAAGCCACCACCACCAAGCUCACCACCUAUGUAUCUUCCGCUGUUGGCCAGCUUGGGGAAAAUAGAAGUUGCACUUGCAAACACCAAACCAAGCUCCAUCUAG